AUGUUCCUAAUGAUCAGGAAGGGAUUAUACUCUUGGUAUUCUGCGUAUCAAUGGAGGAGUCAGCUAAUGUCAUCAGCAUACCAGUGCUCAUACUACCUCCAGGGGCCUCAGUUGAAACCAUCAGACGUCAAAAAAGCGCGAGGAAUAGCGACAAUAUACUACCAGAACCAAUUGAGCCUCUGGUUAGGUUCAGAGGCCUUCAACCUGGGCUAUAGCACCGAUGGGAGAUUGAAGCCAAAAAAAUCGCCAGAUACAUCCCAGCAAAAUCCCGACUCGCCCAAUUCGCCAAGUCCAUCAACUCAAAGCGACGUGGAAUCGACAGAAUGGGACGAGGCUAACAAACUCCCGCCAUUAAUUUCAAUUCCGUUCGAAUCUACAGGAGACUUUUCAUCUGAUGGCCUUGCAAAUGCGCGGGCUGCAGCUAAGAACAAUACAUGCUUUGGAAUGAUUCAUAACACGCGAGUAAAAUUACUCGAUCCAGCCACAGUCACUCGAGAAACUCCCGGGGAAGACCUUUCGAAGGAAGAUCAUCUUUAUUCUCUUGAGCUUGCCUUCAAAGAUGGGUGCGCCUUUGUGAGUUUUCCCGCUAAGGAAAGGUUUGCAGUCUUGAAUGAAGGGGUUGCCAAAGUCCUGCGUGACAUCUCAGCUCUGUCGAAUUGCCGGUUUGACGCCUACUUGGAAUUCGAAGAAUGGAGAUCGUUACUAGAGAGUCUAUGCAAAUCUGAAAAGCACAACUUUUUCCCUAUCGACAUUAUUAUUUACGGCUCAAAAUCGAUUCGCACCGGGAUUGGCACUUUGCUUUCCGAUAGUAAAAUAUAUCUGCAGCAUCCAUGCUAUGAGGAACCUGAUACGGAUUAUGAUAACCCACAUUUUUUGAAACUUGAUGGCCUUUCUUCUGCCUUACAGUCUUCAAGUGGCAGCUUGGAAAGUGGAAAGCAAAUUAUAUCUAAAGAUAUCCUUGGCUUUAAUAACAAACCAGUGGACGAGCUUACCACACAAUCUCAACUCCGCCGAAGAAUGGCCACCGUGUAUGAUUCAUUGACCCGUUCAAAAAAACUCGAGAGAAUAGAAGCGGAUAUCAGAAUAACCACAGAGCUGCUACCUCAUCAAGAAGAAGCUUUGUGUUUCAUGGAACAGAGAGAACUGGGGCCGGUCCCAAGUGAAUUCUGCCUGUGGCAAUCACGAAUCCGCCAGAAUCAGUCGUACUAUGAGCAUUCAAUCACGGGUCUAAAGACUACGGAAUGUCCGACAGAAUGUAUUGGGGGCAUAUUAGCCGACGAUAUGGGCUUAGGGAAGACUUUGACAGUCAUUUCCACAAUCAUACGAACAAGUGAGCGUGCAAGAUCUUUUGCCACGAAUCAGGAUGGCAGUGCGUUCCUCGUUUCGGAGAAGACUGAAAAUUCGCAACGUGCGAUUUCAAGGUCGACACUUGUCGUUGUGCCUUCACCAUUGUUGAUUGACGAGUGGCUACAAGAAGGACCUGAGAAUUUAACCAAAUUAUUAUGUAGCCAUUGCGACGGAUCUUUGAAUGUCACGAGAUAUCACGGUCGAGGUCGUGAAGUGGAUCCAUACGCCCUCGCUGACUCUGAUCUCGUGCUAAGCACGUAUGCAACUAUUGCAGCUGAAUCGCUUCAACCAGAAAGCGCGCUAUACAGAGUAAUUUGGUUUCGUGUUGUUCUUGAUGAAGCUCAUACCGUGAGAAAUGGUUCUGCAAAAGUAUUCAAAGCAGUUUCAAAGAUACCAGGAAAUUUUCGCUGGUGUUUGACAGGAACACCCGUUCAAAAUAGUCUUGAGGAUCUUGCUUCUCUCGUUGCAUUCAUUCGCGCUGGACCACUUGACAGUCUUCCCGACUUUCGGAAGCAUAUCAUUUCUCCACUCGUGAAAGGAACUGAGCAGGGUAUGAAUAAUAUUCGCCUUCUUCUGGACUCUAUAUGUUUACGGAGGACUCAAAAAUUGCUUCAUCUACCUGAGGUGUCCGAUGAAGAUCGGUAUAUCGAGUUCACGGCCUCGGAGAAGUCACUAUACAGCAAUACUCAAGCGGAAAUGAUCAAGGCCAUCAAGCAACACGACAGUCAUGACAGAAAUACCAAAGGAUAUUUCGGAAUAUUCCAACUUCAACUGCAACUUCGUCGGCUGUGUAAUCACGGAACCUUUCAAAGGUCUUUCUCUCAUAUAUCUGCCGAAGGAGCUUCAUUCGACCCUGAAGAAGCUCUUGCUCUUUUGAAAGAGAGGGGUGAAGGGAAAUGCGCCUAUUGCAAUACUCAUGUCACAGGUUUGAAAGAUAUCGAAGACAUUGUCAGUGGCAAGUUCACUGUCUGUGGCCAUUUGUUAUGUUCAGGCUGCCUCCCACGAUUUGAAGAAGGACUAAAGACUGGAAAAUCCACCUCACGCUGUCCACUAUGUCUUAGAGACAUCAGCCGAAAGUUUCUAGCAAGUGACGAGGAAAUAGCUGAGGGGGCCGGAAGCAAUCUGAAAACGGAAUUGAGAUACUUCGAAGAACGCGGUGUGUCUUCGAAACUUUCUAGCCUAGUCAUGGACCUCAAACAGAAUACGACGGAAGGCAAAAGUAUCGUCUUUUCAUGCUGGACUCGAUCCUUGGAUCUGGUCGGCAGAUACCUCACUCUAGAGAACAUACAAUUCGACAGGAUCGACGGUACCUACUCCUCGGCUCAGAGACACAAUGUUUUACAGCACUACCACUCUGAUCCAAAUGUUCGAGUCCUGCUAAUGACAACGGGAACUGGGGCAGUAGGGCUGAAUCUGACCAUCGCCAGCUGCGUCUAUCUAUUGGAACCGCAGUGGAACCCUAUGGUUGAAAGUCAAGCUGUUGCACGGGUUUUGAGACUUGGUCAGCGCAGGAAUGUCAAAGUGAUACGGUAUAUCGUCAUAGAUACGGUUGAAGUGGGUAUGCGAUCUCAGCAAUCCAGAAAACGCGACUUUGCUAGGCUCGGAUGGAAAGAAGAUUCCUAA
Molecule: messenger RNA, 2970 nt
Organism: Lachnellula hyalina
Lineage: Eukaryota; Fungi; Ascomycota; Leotiomycetes; Helotiales; Lachnaceae
Product: DNA repair protein RAD5A
Exons: 11
Coding region: 1-2970 (989 amino acids)
Molecular function (GO): ATP-dependent chromatin remodeler activity; ATP binding
Source: RefSeq, a predicted model, not a curated record